UCAUACCAAAUUAAGUACGAGUUAUCUAGAUCCUGUAUAACAUGGCGACUAUGAAUGACGAAACGUGGCUAGAGAAAUUUGAAAUAUAGUAAGAACUUGGUUCAAGGUUACAGACAUGGAGUAAUAACACAAGACAUUUUUCACUAUAACAAACCCAUUGUGGUAUAUUUCAAAAUGGAUGAGGAUGCUCUUCGUGGCCUGGACCCAAGGGCUAAUCCACAGCUACAGAAUAGGGCUUUGCAGUAUUUUGAACAAUUAAAAUCCUCACCUGAUGGUUGGAAGCUUUGUGCUGCAACAUUCACCAAUGGAAACUAUUUUGGAAAUGACCAAGUGAGAUUUUUCUGUCUCCAAGUGAUAGAGCAUUAUCUGAGAUACAGGUACAGGGAAGCUGGCAUUGAUGACCAACAGAGUGUACGCAGCCUCAUCUGUACAUGCCUCCAGCUGAUGGGAAAUGAAUCAAACCAAGACCGAAAUUUUUUACGUAAUAAGGUAGCACAGAUUACCUCCCUUGGUUUUGUUGCUGAUUACCCCCAUCGGUGGCCCUCCUUCUUCACUGACCUGAUCGGGAUCCUGUCGCCAAGUGCUAAAGCUGUGGACAUUUAUCUGCGAGUCUUACUGAGCAUCGACAGCGAGGUGGUAGACAGGGAAAUUGUCCAUACAUUUGAGGAGAUUCAGAGGAAUACAGUCAUUAAGGAUGCCAUGAGAGAGCAGAGUGUGUUACAGCUGACAGAGACCUGGUACACCAUCCUGACCCAGUUUCAGUCCAGCAACCCUGAGGUGACCUGUAUGUGUUUAGAUGUUAUUGGGAAGUAUGUGUCAUGGAUUGACAUCAACCUCAUUGCCAACGACAAGUUUGUGGGGGUGUUGCUGGAGUUCAUGUCUAUGCCUUUGAUACGGGAAAGUGCAUGCGAUUGUAUCCAUGACAUCAUCAACAAAGGAAUGGAACCAGUAGCCAAGACCAAGCUCAUCGAGUCCUUUACAUCCAUUCUGCAAAACCGAGGAAUCUUCAACCCACAAGAGGAGGAGGAAGGAGAUUACAUGGCUAAACUGUCCAAACUUAUCAAUGGGAUUGGGGUCAAUCUGAUCAUCAGCUGGCAAAAAUUGCAAAAAGCAGAGGAUCAAGAAAAUAGCAGUGUUACCAUGGCAGCACUAGAAGAGAAGGUCCCACUCAUGUUCCGUUUCCUUGGUGAUGAGGAUGACGACGUUUCGGCGGCUGUCAUUCCAUUUGUCCAGGAGUAUAUUGGAAUCCUAAAACAGAUGAAGCAAAUAUCCCCUAAACACAGGGAACACAUUGAGGGUCUGCUGUACACUGUUAUUAAAAAGAUGAAAUAUGAUGAUUCCUACAAUUUUGACCAUGAGGGUGAAGAUGAGGCCAUGUUUCAAGAGUAUAGAAAACAACUAAAGACUUUAUUCACAAAUUUAUCUGCUCUGGACACGGAGCUGAUGGUGGUCACCAUUCACACCCUGGUGACUCAGACUCUGCCCCAGUGGGAGACGGUCAAGGUCUGUGACCUUGAGGUGGCCAUUACCAUGCUGUACAUGCUGGGCGAGGCUUUACCGAAUCCCCAAGGACAGCAGUUCAGUCCUGACAUUUCAAAAGCCAGUGCCCUACAGAACAUGAUCAGACUGCUCAUCAGCAGCCGUGUAAGCUGUCAGGGUCACAUGAUUGUAGAACUGCAGUUUUUCGAGACAGUUGCCAGAUAUGAAAAGUUCUUUCUAGCUGAACCUCAACAUAUUCCUGAUGUUCUGAUGGCAUUCACGGAUGAGCGAGGAUUUCGUCACCCCUCAGCACAGGUCCGGAGUAGGACAUCUUACCUGUUUUCCAGAUUCAUUAAAGGACUUAAGUACUUAGACAUGAUGAUUAGGGGACAAUUGAAUCCUUAUAUAGAGGAUGUGUUGAGUCGAAUCCAAGAUUUACUGGUCCUCAACACUCCUGACAAUGGGUACCAGCAUCUGCUAUCGAAUGAGGACCAGUUGUUUAUCUACGAGACAGCGGGCAGCCUCAUUGUCUCCAGUAGUCUCUCACCAGAGAGAAAACAUCACUUAAUGAAGGAGUUACUUUCACCAAUUGCCAGUAAGUUUGAGAGCUUGUUGAGCAAGCUACAGGGGGAGACAGACGAGAAGAGACAGUAUGCUUAUGCACAGAGCAUCAACAUGGCCACAUCAUUAGCAAGCCGAGUGAGCAAAGGAUUUUCUAGUCAACAAACCAUGCAGGCCUGUGGCUGUGUGGAGACCUUCACCGACCUGCUGAAGAUCUUCCUGCAGGCUGUAAAUGUCCCCACCCACAGGCAGCUGAUACAGACGGGGGUGAGGCAGUACCUCCACAGGAUGGUGGUCUGUCUGGAGAAGGAGAUCCUGCCCUUUGUGCCGGUCGUUCUUGAGAACCUGCUGAAGCAGCCCGAGGCCAAAGAGCUGCAUGACUUCCUGCCACUGAUGAACCAACUCAUUAUGAAAUUUAAAGCUGCCAUUGUCCCCUUCCUACAACAAGUGUUCAUGCCUCUGGUCAGUACCAUAUUCCAGGUCCUGUCCACGCCCUCAGACGACCUUGACCAGGUCACGGCCGUGGAGAAGAAAAUGCUGCAGAGGAGUUACUAUUUAUUUCUGUCUACAAUAAUUUCCAAUGACUGUUUGGAUGUCAUCAAAAACCAAGAGAUGAAUAAUCUUCACAGCCUACUUUUAACGGUUGUCCAGGGAGCGGCAGACAUUCCAGAUCCACAGAGUCAGAAAAUGUGUUACAACAUAAUGAAGAAGCUGGUUGAGACUUGGGGUGGGCCCAAUGGUUUAGCCGGCUUUGUGGAUUUCAUGUACAAGAGUUUUCUGCCAGCAUGCUUUCUUGGUCCAAUGAAACCCACCUUUGACCUAAACGAUGGACAAACUUCACUGGCUCUGGGAGAGUGUGCUCAGUGUUUGAGGUGUAUGCUGGAUAAAAGGGGCCAGGAGUUUUUAACUUACCUGUCCACCGAUUACCUGCCCAAACUGAAUGUACCUGCUGAAAAUAUUCAGGAGUUGUGUGGAGCUUUAAAGACAGACAACAAAACAUUUAGAACUUAUUUAAAGAAUUUUUUCCUGAAAGCAAAGUCAUGACAAAGGGUUUGUCUCAGAAGGGGAGACAACUAGCUUCAUCAUCCUCAUCCUCAUCAUAAUCAUCAUCACCCAGGAAAUGCAGUGUAAGAAUCCAAUGAAGAACUUUGUGUUUGUGCAAGAACUUACUGAAGAAGGAAGUUUGUAUCCGAGACUGGUAAACCAAUGACAUUACCAGAGAGAGUCAGUCUUGUCCCCAUGUAGUGAUUGCUUUUAGCUGUUGGAUGUGCUUUGUGCUGUUUUGCUAUUUCAGUUUUGUAAUACAUGUUGGAGAGUUUUGAGAAAAAAAAAACUGAACAUGAGUAGGGUGCUAUGAAGGUCAGCAUUUCAAUGCAGUGUAUUGAUGCCAAAAAAGUAUUUUGUAUUUGUUUUAACCUUAUGUAAAGAAUAUUGACUGCACUACAAUAAGAACACUAAUCCUCUCUAUUUUCUCACAGUUAUUUUAAAGAAAGUGGCAUUAUUUUAUUUUAUUUUUUUUUAAUUUUGUGCAAGUUGAAGAAAUUUCAAUUAGAAUAUAUCUGAAGAUUUUGGUGCACAUUGAGUGAUUGCAUGUCACCAUACGGAAUGCAUUGGACAGUUUGAUGCAAAAAUGUGUGUCGUGUCUGAGAGAGAGAGAGAGAGAGAGAGAGAGAGAGAGAGAGAGAGAGAGAGAGAGAGAGAGAGAGAGAGAGAGAGCUUGUGUUAUAUAUUAGAUACAUUUGAUAAACAUAACCUGAAGAGAGAGAGAGAGAGGAGAGAGUCCUUCAUUAAAGCAAUUAAUUUGUUUUAUUCAGAGUAAUUGCAUUUCUGUCUAAUUUUGAUCUGCAAUCUUUAAUAGUCAUUAUUAAUAUUAACAUAAAUAUGUACAUAGAUAUUGUGAUAAAAUGAAUUAAUGUUAUUUUUUAUACAUCCAAAACUUUUCUUGAGAGAAAUCACUUGUACAUGAAUUUUACUCAAAUAUGAAUUUGAUAAUUUGUGACGAAUUAUGUUAAAAAUGUUGGAAGAUAUUAAUAUUCAAGGUUGAGUCAUGAAAUGAGCUUUUUACACAGCAAUAAGAUUUUGUGUUCUCUGUGUAUCAGACCACUUUAUAAUGCAUUGCAUAUAAUGUCUUUUCUGUUAGUUUUUGGGUUGUUACUGCUACAGAUAUUGUUAUUAUAUUAUUUUUUUCUUUUAAAAUUAAAUAAAUCAUUUGUAAACAUU
This is a messenger RNA of Magallana angulata, 4260 nucleotides long. RefSeq names its product exportin-T-like. The record is from RefSeq and is a predicted model, not a curated record. The transcript is spliced from 29 exons. Lineage: Eukaryota; Metazoa; Mollusca; Bivalvia; Ostreida; Ostreidae. Gene Ontology annotation, molecular function: tRNA binding; small GTPase binding. Gene Ontology annotation, biological process: tRNA re-export from nucleus. The coding region runs from base 175 to 3084 and encodes 969 amino acids. Gene Ontology annotation, cellular component: nuclear matrix; cytoplasm; nuclear pore.